AUUCUAAUAACAGCAUUGCACGUUAAAUACUACAAAAUAAAAAUAAUGCUACGUAUGAUUGGCACGCACAGAUUGACAGCUUUAAAAAAGUUAAAGCAUGCCAAUUCGGCAAAUGAAAAUUAUAUCUUAUUUACGUGUUCUAAGAUAUUAAGGUGUUAAAAAGAUAUUAAACAAUGGAUAAAUUUCAAAAUAAAGACAUUAUUCAAGCGGUUUUAAUUGCUGAUAAUAAUAUUGAAAAUUUUAAUCCAUUUUCUAAGCAAAAAUCUACUGCUCUUAUCCCUUUAGUAAAUGUUCCAAUUUUGGAUUAUGCUUUGGAAUCUCUUAACAGGAGUGAAAUUGAGGAGGUCUUCAUAAUAAGUAGUUUUUUUAUUAAUGACAUCAGAGAGUAUAUAAAAAAGCGAAUAGAAGAAUGUUGCACUUGGUCAAUUAAUAUGAAUGUGCAAGUGAUAGGUACGGAAGGUUGCAGAUGUUUGGGUGACGCCAUUCGAGAUUUAGAUUCCAAAGGAUUUAUUCGAGGACAUUUUGUCUUGCUCGGUGCUAAUUCAAUAACUAAUGCAAAUUUAAAAGCUUUACUAGAGCAACAUAAAAAAACUGCAAAGUUUGAUAAGGGAGCUGCAUUGACAGUUAUUUUUAAGGAAGGUAAUACAAAGUUUCGGACGGGAGAUGAGGUAAUGAUAGCUAUGGAUGUUGAAAACAACAGGUUGCAUUUUCAUCAGCGACUAAAGAUUCAUUCAAAAGAAAAAAAAUUUGAAAUACCGCUUGAAGUAUUUGUUAACAAUUCGCGUGUAGCACUUUAUCACAAUUUAUUGGAUCCGCAAAUAGCUAUUUGUUCUCCUUCAUUGUUGUCUCUUUUUAGUGAUAAUUUCGAUUUUGAAACACGUGACGAUUUUAUAAAAGGAUUACUGAUAAAUGAGGAAAUUUUAGACAGCAGAAUAUAUGUUAGUGUAUUAGAAAAAAAUGCUUAUGCUCGUAAAGUUGGUAAUUGGUUGUCGUAUCAAAUAGUUAGUAAUGACAUUAUCAGUCGUUGGGUAUAUCCUUUAGUCCCAGAUAUGGGAAUAUGUAGCUUAAAACAAAAUUAUUCCUUUCUUCGAAAUAAUAUUUACAAAAGUGCUAAUGCUAAUGUUUCAAAAUAUCAACUGAAAGAAAAUGUUGUUAUAGAAAGUGGAACCAAUGUUGAUGAUAAAACGACCUUGUCAUCAAGUGUUGUUGGGAAGAACUGUAAAAUCGGUAAAAAUUGCAUUCUACACAACGUUUUUUUAGAGGACGAAAUUACAAUAGAAGACGAUUGUAAAUUACAAUAUUGUUUUGUCGGACAAAAUACUAAGAUCGGCUGCAAAAGUGUUUUGUCAGACGGAGUUAUAAUUGGAAAAAAUGUCUUUUUGCCAGAAAAAACUGAAAAAUCCAAGUGUUUGAUACAAUCUGAAAUUCUAGAUGAUGAAGAUAUUGAGAAAAUUGGAGAAAAAGCUUACGUUAUAAAUGAGUUUGAAGCGAUACAGCACUCUGAUUCUGAAGACGAAGAGUUGAAACCAACAAAAGGUUGUAUACCGAAAAUGGUAAAAAUACCCAUGUUGUUUGAAGAUAGUGACUACAACUCAUCAUCAGAUGGUGAAGACGAAUCUGGAGCUGUGUCACCUGUUCUUGAUGAUACUAAUAUAUUUUUAUCAGAAGUAAUUGAUUCAUUAGCUCGAGGAUACACUGAGCAAUCGAACCCAGAUUUUCUAAUAUUAGAAAUUAAUUCAUCUAGAUAUGCUUAUAAUAUGACUUUAAAAGAAGUAAACUACAAUGUUGUUAAAGCUAUUUUUAGUUUAACACCAAUAAAAGAAGCUGAUGCGACCACAGUUCUUUCUUCGGUUAAUCUGGUUUUUAGUCGUUUAGGUGCAGUUGUAAGCAAUUAUAUAAAAACAAAUGAGUCAAUGAUUGAUGGUUUGCGAGCUUUAGAGGAAUGUUUUAAUCAACAAACAUCUUUGAAAUUAAAAGCAGCCAACAUAAUUCACUACUUGUAUGACAAGGAAUAUUUUAGUGAAGAUGCCAUUUUGGAGUGGCACAACGAUUUAGAUGAAGAAUGCGGAUGGUUAAGAAAUUCUUUGCAAAAAUUAGUUGAAUGGUUAAAUCAAACAAGUGAAGAAGAAUCAUCCGAAGAAGAUGAAUUACAAAAGUGAAAUAUUGUGCUUCCUUGCAAUUUAAAUUUUUACAAUAAAUGUUCAUGCAUAACAAGAUUUGUUUAUUUAUUAUGCAUAUAAAGAUUAUUAAAAAUUUUUAAAAAUUUGUAAUAGCA
Messenger RNA from Condylostylus longicornis, 2275 nucleotides. It is a transcript of the gene eIF2Bepsilon, whose product is annotated as translation initiation factor eIF-2B subunit epsilon. Gene Ontology annotation, cellular component: eukaryotic translation initiation factor 2B complex. The transcript has 7 exons. Gene Ontology annotation, molecular function: guanyl-nucleotide exchange factor activity; translation initiation factor binding; translation initiation factor activity. Bases 174 to 2159 code for a protein of 661 amino acids. Gene Ontology annotation, biological process: biosynthetic process. Lineage: Eukaryota; Metazoa; Arthropoda; Insecta; Diptera; Dolichopodidae. The record is from RefSeq and is a predicted model, not a curated record.